AUCGCCGGGUCACAGAGAUACAGCGACGGAGCGUCCUGGCAUUGAAUAAUCCAUCAUUGGAUCAGCAGACAACUGACAGCUGCUUCGUGCCGGUGCAAAGACGCUCUCCAGUCAAGGGUGGCUCGUGUGUACUCCGGCUCCUGCUGCUAGUAUACCGUCCUGGGUGUUGCCGCAGGCAAAUUUCGGUCAGCAGACGCGGCAGGAGCAACUCCUUCAAUCUAGAUUGAUACUUUUUUCAGGUCCGAGUGGCUCCAGUACGACACCAAGGCUGCCAGUCGCGCGCCACUAACCACCACCGCCGUCUUAUCCUGAAAUACUGCUCUAAUGACGAGCUUCAUCGAGAGCAAGGUGAACGAAAUCUGUGGGCGUUGGCUGGACGGCUUCACGAAGGACAAUGUCGAUGUUUCCCUCCUGCAGGCUAAGAUCACACUCUCCGACCUGCACUUCAAAACGGACGAGCUGUGUCUUCUGUCUCCAACCUUUGCGCCUUCUUUCUUUUAUGUGGGGAAGCUGUCCAUCGAUAUCCCCCUCGCCUGGAACUUUUCUCGGCCGGUCAAGAUGGCAGUGUCGGACGUGUUGGGUGUCAUCAGAGUAUGCGAUCACGGGAGCAUGCAGGCUGAGGAUGCGCGAAGGAGCAUAAGCGCGAAUGUCCACGUGAAGGCAAUCUUAAGCAAGCUGGCGGAUGAGCUGGGAGGAGGCGGAGCAGACGAGGGCAAGAGACCAGCGCGAAUGAACCUUCAGACCGCCAACAACUUGCACAAGGUGAUGCGGAAGUUGGAGGUUACCGUCAAGAACGCACACGUGAGAGUCGAGGAGCCUCGCCGAGAUGUGAAUGACGAGAGCAGCUCACGCCAAGGCUGUUCCUCCCCUGCGGUAGCGUUCGGGGUGUGCUUGCGAGGCAUAUCGUUGGAGAUGGACGAUGCAGCGGACGUGAAAGCGGACGGGGGCUUGGCUGGAGAGAGGUGGCUCGGGAAGAAAUUUCGUGCGAUGGAGACUGCUCUUCUGGGAAAUAUCUCGCGGUAUGACGCCGUGGAUGGAGCUCUGGACGCACACAGCAACGAACAAGGUGACGCUCAAGCUCAUGGUCGAGGUGACAGCGGAAGCGAUGGUGUAGAUGACGCUAGCGGCGAAAAGGCGGCUUCCGAUGAAUCGACAACCUCGUCGACCUUGGCAGUUACCAAGUUUGCCAGCGUGCGCGGUGCCUCGGUGUACUUCUGCCGCAAUGAGGAGUGCUACAGCGCAACCGACAGAGAGGAGACCUUGCGCAGGCUGAGGGAAGACUUGAGGAGCCCCCCGGCAGCACUGCCGCCGCUCCUCAGACGGUGUAGGGGUGGUGUCGGCCUCAGGGUUGUGCUUUCUGCGAAGGAGUGGGGCAAGAUAGAGUCCAUGGAUAUUCGGCUCCUGGCCGGUGACAUCAACGUGCAGGUUGGAGAUGACCAGCUGGGAUACCUGCUUAGGUGGGCCUCACUGCUGAACGGGCACAUGCGGACGCUGGCGCUGUGCGCUCUUCGGCCCGCGAGGGACUUGGUACCCGCGACCCUACCGAGCGAUAGCUGUGGGCGUAGCGACAAAUCGCGGUACUAUCAAGCACUGUGGAGGCUUGCGGUGGGCGUCGUGCUGCGGGACCUACGGUCAUCUGCAUGGCAGCGAAGCGAAAACGCGAGGAACAAUCUGCAGUCCGCGCAGGCGGCGAGGAGCGAGAUUUUCGACCGGCCUUGGAGCACCGAGGAGAGCGAGUACAGAGCUGCCCGCGGGCUGCUGUGGCGCACGUGGUUCGCUGAGUGGGUUGGGGCGGCACGAUAUCUGUCGUUGAGGCAGCUCUUGCAGACAAGGCUCGUGGUGGAAAACUUCUCAGACAAGUCGGGCGGGACCCACAACAGGCUCUACGAAGACCUUCUCCUACAGUCGAGCACACAGAAAGUGACGAAGAGCAGCGGCGCCACGGGCAAGCGUACCGGAGAGAGAAAACUGGCCAGGCGAGUCAAGUACCUCAUGCCGUGGGAGCUUCCACAGGAGGACGUCCAUAAAGCCUGGGGUCUGAUAAACAGGGAAACUCGGCGUUGGGAGUUGCGGGAAGCAGGAGGGUUCAAGCUUGCCAUCGAUGAGGAACGGGCGGACCAGGGGCAGCUAGAUCCAGCCGUGCUGCAGGCCUUGUGGUCGAUACAGCUGCAGCUUGACGCGCAGCUGCCCCACCGGGUCUGCGCGUUUGCUCGGCGAAUGGCAUUCCUCCGCGUUGGCUGGCGGAGUAGGAUCGACAAGCUCUGGCAAGCCCGCGCGGAGAAGCAGCGCCGCCUUGGACUAGGAGUCGGAGACCCGCCGGCCCCGCCCCGCCUGACACUCAACGACUCGAUUUCUUUCACGGCUAGCGAGGCGGGAUUCAUGGGCUUGUCUGAGGCCGAAAGUAACGAGGCGGCCGAAACCACUGUGGUGGAAGAAGCAGGAGAUGGAGCGGACCGUGUGGGAACGCUGUUGGUCCGCAUGGGACAGCUGGAUGGGGUGGGUGGGGUCGGCCUGCUGUCCCUGGCUCCAAAAGCGAUCGCGACGUUGAUGCUGGAAGACAGCAGUGCCACCCUGGAGGAAAUGAAUCUUGAGACUAACUCCACAGAGGUUGCGAAGUAUGAUCACAAGAACGAGCGCUGCUGUUGGCACGAGACUUUCCGUCUGCAGGUGGAGCUGAGCAAAGAUUACGUGCACGAUCUCCGUAGGGAGCGGAUGAAGAGACACCGGAGGGCAUUGACCAGCGGCAGCUGUGGUGACAUGCUGAACAACAACAACAGCAACAUCAGCCCUAUACCAGACAGGGACGGCCGCAUGAAAGAUGCCAGGUUGACAAGCGUGCGGGAUUUCAGUGCCAGUCCCAUGCAGAGCCCCAGCGUUGAUCGCUCGCAAAGCGUACGGGUUCCAAGCGCCAGUCCCAGUCCCAUGGAGAGCCCCGGCGUUGAUCGCUCGCGCACUGACAGCAUGGAGAGCUUGCGAUCUCAGAUGGUCGAGGCUGUGCCUCGCAGUAGCUUCCUGCUGUCCGUAACAUGUCUCGAUAAGAGCGUCUUCGGGGUGACUCAGCUGGGGACAAUGACCCUACCUGGCAAGCAGCUCACGUCCAUUCCGCUCAAGGUUCUGGAGCACCGCUGUGCCCUUUUCUCGCCGGCAGCAGUGAGCCGGCAGCCUCGCGAGUUGACUAUCGAGACCAUCUUCGUACCGCCCGGCGAGGACGUGGCCCUCGCCGAGCAGGAGCUGAGUGCCAUCGGAAAGCGACGACGCUUGCAGGAAAAACUGGACAUGGCCACAUCCAAGCCAAAGUCAUCCUUCCGCCGAAAUAAGCCUGCCCGCGAGUACCCGGCGGCGCUCGACGCGUCCGCGAAGCCGCAGCGCACGUCCCUCGAUAACGUGGGGGAGCGCGAAGUCAAGGUUCUCUCGUUGGUCACUGGUUCCGCGGACAGCAGCAGCAGUCGAGCCAACGAAGAGCCUGCCGCACAUGGCACCGAGGACAAGGCUCGUAGUGCACAGCGGAGCAUCCCGAUAGUGGACAAGCACACGCCGGGAACGGUAGAGAUCAGCAUGCGUGCGGCCGGGGUGACGGUGGUGACCUAUAUUGUCUCCAGCGCGUCGUUGGCGCGGGAAGAAGGCGGACGGGGAUUGUCGCAACAAGAUGUUGUUGUGACGCUGACGGAAGCCUCUGCCCGGCAAAUUGAGGCUUGCGCCAAGAUGGGAAUUGUCCGCGGCACGUUUGCGGUCGCCUUGGAGGCCGCCACAAUACAGCUUUUGGACAAGAGCCUUUUGCGAGCAGCACCAACAAAGACAGGAAGCCCUUUGCCCGCGGAACCGGAGGACGAGGAGGCGAACGCCCCCCACCCACAGCUGAUGAUGGUGGGACCUGUGGGUGCUGCUAUAGCUUCAACGCGGUACGUUCGAGUGUACGAGCACGUGUCACCUUGGUCGAACGACGAUGAUCCAGGGAUGGGUGCGCCGCCCGAGGCCCACACGACACCAAUGCCGCCAGCGCCAGGCAGUCAGUUGUCGAGCUACCAAAGAGGCCGAAUCGACAACAACGCUUCAGCCGAUGGGCGCGAUCCACAAUUUCGGGAUGUAUUGGGGACGUGGCCGAUGUGGGACUGGAGGGGUCGUUUCACAAUCGGGGCGUACACGGUAGAGCUCGGCAAGCAUCGUGAUCGCCCUGGUAUGGAAGAGGUGUGGAGACAUUUGCGUUUUUCCAUGCCCAAGUCGGCGCUAGAAGACACGCAAGUCCUGCACGGUGGCACCAUCAAUCCCUUUGGAGGUGCACGGAGCUCGAUGUGGCUGCUGAGGGCUGGAGCGAGAGGUCUUGGCCUGGAAGUGCAGAUGCCCAAGCACGAGGGAAGCGAUGUUCCCCACCACGCAUCGCCCAAACCGUACGUGUACGUGAGCUCAAGCGAAAGCGAGACGUGCAGCCCACCGCUUUCGCCAACAGCCCUGUCUCCACCGUCACCAGCAGCCAACGGCGUGGGAGCAGGCGGGGCAUCUUCCAGUGCCCCGCCGCAUUUGAGCCGGGAAGCAAGCGUCUAUUUCCCUUCAGCCCAAGAAGACGACUCUGCCGAAUGCGUUGGGGGUGGCGUCGAAGAAACCGACAACCCUCCGACAGUGACCAGCCCAUCGGUUGGGGAGGGCACAGUGAGGGACGAGGGCGUUGAAGGCGACAGCGCCGCACUAGCUUUUGGCGAGCCUGAUCCACAAACGACGCCGAGCAACGAAGAGCUUGUGCGGCGGGUGCAUGAGCUGGAAGCAGAGCUCAAGGCUCUGAGAAUGUCGGCGGCAGCGGCGGUGGAGGCGGCGGCGAAGACUGUGGCAGCGGCACAGGCAGCGGCGGUAACGGCUGCUACGAUGGGCUCCUCAACUCACGGUGUUGAGGCAGGGAUUACUCAUGCCCCAGAGACUUGAUGGGGUCGGGCACUGUCACUGCGGCAUCGAUGCUGUAAUUGCCACGUUUGAUGGUUGUGUUUGGUAGUUUUAGGUUGGUUUCGUUUUAUAUGUAGUAUCAAGGCAAUGGUGCAUGGCUUUCAAGAAGGCGAUCGUGUGUUUUUGUUCGGAGAGGAGAGACGAGAGGUGAACCACGUGCCGUGGUGUCGCCCUCUUUUGCUUUGCGCGGAGACCCGUUUCAUUUCUGUUUGUGUAGGAUGGCGCAGAAUGACGGGCGUCUAGAAACCCCCCCUACUUUAAAACUGACGUACACCUCACCGUACCCUGCACGAUUUUGUAGAUUGUCCGGCUUUGACGUGUCAUGAUUCGGCAGAAGGUACUCCGAAAACCUGUGGUAUGCAUAGUUUGUGGACGCCUCUCUGUGACAAAACAAGGGUAGAUACACGUGUACCUGGACCCGUGCUUGGAAAUAGCUGUGCGUUCCUACCCCGUUUGAAGUGAUGGUGGCACACGUUCACCCAGGGCUGGCGCGUAUGUUCCUAAUCCAUUUCAUGUUUACGGCAUAGAUUGCUUUUUGUGUUCUCGAAGUUUUCUACAGGAUUUUGUCUAGAACGAGCUUGCGGAGAAUCCCGCGCAAGGGGGGUUGCACAGACGGCGUUGGCGGUGCUGCAAAGGCACUUGCGCAACGUGUUACGAUGUAGAUGUUACUGUGCGUUGAUCGGCUGGGUUGUACAAGGCUGGGCGGGGAUCACGUACUUGUUUCGCUGUUUGCGAUAUGUUUGUAGAUGGUGGCCUAUGGGCCAGCUGUCAGAACGUUUUGGCCGAGAGCGCAACGUUAAGUCUCCCGGGGGAAUACGGUAUGCAUAUAUAUGUGCGGAGCCCGGUUAUCUGGUCACACUUCCACGAGAGAAUAGUUGCGCUUUGAGGCGUGCUAGACCCAGCGUAUGCUAGUACUUUGAAGGCUUGCACAUUCAUGUGGCAAGUCUGCUGUGCCUGGUCAGCCGUGUUCGGUGAUGAUGAUAUGUGUUGGAUUGAGUGCUAUGUCAGGGAAUGAAGCUUUCCCCCUUAUCCGGUGAUGUUCGAUCCCUUUCCAGCUUAAAAGAGAGAGAGAGAGAG
Messenger RNA from Ectocarpus sp. CCAP 1310/34, 6006 nucleotides. Lineage: Eukaryota; Phaeophyceae; Ectocarpales; Ectocarpaceae. The record is from the annotation of a GenBank genome assembly.